Molecule: messenger RNA, 652 nt
Organism: Emys orbicularis (European pond turtle)
Lineage: Eukaryota; Metazoa; Chordata; Testudines; Emydidae
Gene: HMGN1
Product: high mobility group nucleosome binding domain 1
Exons: 6
Coding region: 251-562 (103 amino acids)
Biological process (GO): chromatin organization
Cellular component (GO): chromatin; nucleus
Molecular function (GO): nucleosomal DNA binding
Source: RefSeq, a predicted model, not a curated record
CCCCGCGGGAGGCUCGGCCCAAUGGGCGCGCGCGGCCGCCAGUGAAUGGGGCGCGCCCCCCCCCCCCAAUCCGGCUGGAUCCUGUUGCGGCGCCGCUGGGAUGGGGGAAGGGCGGGCUCCGACCACUGCGCAGCGACACUAAGAUUCAUUCACGCACAGGCAGCAGCCGCUCGCUGGGAGCGAGUGAACGCGGGGAGCAGCAGCGACCACAGCUGCACUAGCGGGUUGUUGGUCGGGGCCACCGCUCGCCAUGCCGAGGAGAAAGGUGAACGCGGCCGAAGGGGAGGCGCGGGAGGAGCCCAAGAGGCGGUCUGCACGCCUGUCAGCUAAACCUGCCCCCGCCAAAGCCGAGCCCAAGCCAAAAAAGGCAGCAGCAGCAAAGGAUAAAUCUGAGGACAGGAAAGCUCAAUCAAAGGGGAAAAAAGGACCAAAAGGAAAACAGAUUGAGGGGACUAAUCAAGAAGAAACAAACGAUAACUUGCCUGCAGAAAAUGGAGAAAUUAACAGUGCAGAGGCUCCAGGGUCUGAUGCAGCAAGAGAGAAAGAAGCUAAGUCUCAGUAAUAUCUCUACCAAGUCUUUUAUCAGUGGACCCAGUACCUACCUUCCUUGUACAAUUCAGAGGAAUAUUUUUAUCAACUAUUUUGUAAAUGC